AUGGGGGUGCAGGGUACAACCCACAUCUACAAACGCACUACCAGAGCAUCUUCGAAUCUGCGACCCAGCUGUGGAGUGGAGACUUUUGAGUCGUCUCAUAGGGCAUUCACAACAACGUUCCCACGUGGGUUCGCUAUAGAGAUUUUGAAUGUCUACUGUGGUCCUCCACAGAUUGUCUGCAAGUUCCGGCAUUGGGGUUACAUGGAAGGUCCAUUCAUGGGCCAUGCUCUUACCGGAGACCUCAUCGAACUCUUUGGCAUAACUAUUAUUGAGAUGAAUGAAAACAACAAACUUUCUAAGAUAGAGUUUUUCUAUGAUCGCGGAGAGCUUCUUGGGAAACUUGUGAAAGGAGAGAAAGUUGAAGCUAAGGAUGGAGAGGUUGCCUCAACCUGCCCUAUCAUGAGGAGCACUGGCUAG
Molecule: messenger RNA, 417 nt
Organism: Humulus lupulus (European hop)
Lineage: Eukaryota; Viridiplantae; Streptophyta; Magnoliopsida; Rosales; Cannabaceae
Product: pathogen-related protein-like
Exons: 2
Coding region: 1-417 (138 amino acids)
Source: RefSeq, a predicted model, not a curated record